CUGUGGGGAAAUCCAUAAGCUAAAAGUUAGCAUUAAACUGGUUUAUUGACUCUGAUUUAUUAUACAAAAAAAAUAGAAUUUUGUGCUUCAUUGAAAGUUGUUUAUUUAAUUUAGCUUAAGGCCUACACAUGCACCGUUCAACAUUUGUUCUAUUACGUGUCUUUUAUUCAACGUUGUUCUCUUGAGUAGUAUUUAUAAGACUUCUAUCAUCUAGAAGGCAUCUGAAAAGAAUGUCACAAAACUUAUAAUAAAGAAACAUACAACCAUCCAAUAAGAAAUCAACAUCAUUCUGGAAUGGAAAAGAAAAGAAAGAGCGUCUGCAAAGAGGAUUGCGUUCCCAGUGAAUGUCUCCGAAUAGAUCUGAAUGUUAGGGUCGAAGGGAAAAGUUUUCGUUUUAACCAAGUGUUGACCAACGCUCUCCAUCACUUUCACAAAGAAAUAUCAAACAAGAUUGAGUAUAGAUUUGAAAUGGUCGAAGAGAUCAACUUGUCUGCUCAGAUGUUUGAUGAGUUCUUGUCCACCGUUCAAUGGUACUGUGAAGCUAAAAGCCACUUAUGGAAAUUAGAGCACCUUCUUGAGCUCUGGGACGCUGCCAGGGUUCUAAAUAUUCUUCAUCUUAUAAGAACUUGUGAACGGAAAGUUGGCCGUAUCAUUUCCGAGGAAAAUUUUGAGACAGUCUACGCAAAGGCCAAUCUCUACAAGUCCGAAAUCGUCCUCUACAAAGCUAGGAGCUUUUUGCAAAGAGUCUGGUUAGAAGAGGAUUUCAAAAUGAGUCUGACACAUGUUUUAUCUUACGCCGAGUUUUAUCACUUAAUAAAAUAUAGGUCUGACAAUAACUAUGGGGAUAUUAGCGAGGAUAUUAUCUUGAGAUCUAUUUUUGAAUGGGUUGAAAAUUUCGAAAAACAAGUUGGAAGCACAGAAGAAAUCAGCCAAGAGUUGGUCAAACUUUCUCUAGACAAAAGAGAAAAUGGCGAUAGAGAUUCAUUUCUGGAAGAUAAACUGGAAGAAAGUUCCAAGCUCUCGAGACUGUUAAAAGCUUCGAAAUAUAAUUCUGCCAGUAUUGAAUGUCUGAAAGAGCUCUCCAUACAUCAAUUGUGUAAGAAAGACCGCGAAGCAGAGCUAAUCCUAACUAAAGCCAUAAGCUUCAAGCUUGACAGAAAUACUCAUGGAUAUUGGCCUCCUGGCGCUUUUGAAAGAAAUAAAGUUGGCUACAGACACAUUGGUGUAUUGGCUGACGAAGAUCAAGUCAGUGCCAUGUUGCUCGAAGAGGAAUAUUUUCUUUGGAUGGAAGUUCCCAGAUGUCCUUUGCAUUCGAAAAUAACAAAUUUAACAGUUUUCGAUAACGAACUGUAUACUGUAAGCAGCUCAGGCUUAGAAAGUUUGAUCUUUGUAUAUAGAAACAAAGAGUGGAAAUUUGUUUUGGACCUUCCCAAUAAAGACUUUGUCGUUGUCUCUAAGGGAGAAUUUAUUUACGCCAUAGACGGCACAAGCAGCAGCGUGAAAUGUGUGUCGCCGAGAGAGACUCCAGUUCUAUACAGCGAGAUCAAGUUCCCUGACAUGAUGAGAAAUCCAGAGAGUGCUUUAGACUUUGACAAAAGUAUCUUGAUUUUCUGUUCCACUGACUCUGAUGAAAAGUCGGCAGUGAUUUCUUUAGACGUGCCUGAGCAUAAAUGGACUGACUGUGGACAUCUUGAAGGUUCAGCUAAAAAUUUGGUUGGUUUUAGAAAUGAAACAAAUUACUUUAUCUUACAAAGAGACGGGACGAUAAGCCAAGUGUUUAGGAAUCAAGAUGGUAGCAUUGAAUUUACAGUGAUCAAACGCCUGUGGUCUAUUCAAAGUGCUGUACGGGGCGCCUUCAUCUACAACGAAGUACUUUAUGUUUUUUCAAAUACUCCCAUGGAGAGUUUAUGUCUUAGUGGAGUUCUGGGCGCGUUCUGUAAGAUAGAGUACUGGCACCAACAGAGGGAGGCCUGUGAUUAUGUGCAUUUCUUCAUGGAUAUAGAUGAAAGGAUGUCAGAGACAAUAAAUGAUUUCGAUGAUGAUUCCGAUGAUGAUUCCAAUGAAUAAAACAUGUUGUGACGCUCAAAAUCAUUUUCGAACGUUGUUCACCUGUUAGCGCUCUUCUUGACCUGUAAUAAUAAACACCAAAACCGCAUUCCACAUUGCUUUAUUCUUAGACGCUUCGUUGCUAGACGAUUGUAUGAAAUACAAUAUGAAACAAUAUUAAAAUAAUGGACGGUGUCAUUGUACGAUUCAGCCAUUAAAAUAGGUCUUUUUUUUUAUA
Molecule: messenger RNA, 2284 nt
Organism: Biomphalaria glabrata
Lineage: Eukaryota; Metazoa; Mollusca; Gastropoda; Planorbidae
Exons: 2
Coding region: 295-2067 (590 amino acids)
Source: RefSeq, a predicted model, not a curated record